CCCUAUCAGGACGCGCCGCAGGCCCUGGGUUUCGGAGCCACCAUCAGUGCGCCCCACAUGCAUGCUGCGUGUGUGGAGCUGCUGGCGGAACAGCUCAGACCUGGGGCCCGGGUUCUUGAUGUGGGCUCUGGUUCGGGCUACCUGACCCUGGUGUUCGCCUACCUGGCUAAUAGAGGUCCCGGGGCAAGGGUGGUGGGUGUGGAGCACAUCACAGAGCUGGUGACCGGCUCCAGGGACGCAGCCCGGGGUAUACCCUGGGCAAGGGAGAUGAUGGCUGAGGAUAAGCUCAGGCUGCUGCAGGGCGACGGCCACGCGGGGUACCCCGAGUGGGCCCCCUUCGACGCCAUCCAUGUGGGUGCAGCUGCUCCCGCAGUGCCCCCCGCCCUGCUGGCCCAGCUGGCCCCGGGGGGGAGGCUGGUGGUGCCGGUGGGGCCCGAGGGGGGACCGCAGCAGCUCGUAGUGCUGGAUAAGGACGCGCAGGGGAGGGUCACUGCGCGGAAGGAAAUGGGAGUCAUGUGA
Messenger RNA from Volvox carteri f. nagariensis, 519 nucleotides. RefSeq lists its product as uncharacterized. Gene Ontology annotation, cellular component: cytoplasm. Gene Ontology annotation, biological process: protein modification process. Lineage: Eukaryota; Viridiplantae; Chlorophyta; Chlorophyceae; Chlamydomonadales; Volvocaceae. The record is from RefSeq and is a predicted model, not a curated record. The transcript has 4 exons. Gene Ontology annotation, molecular function: protein-L-isoaspartate (D-aspartate) O-methyltransferase activity. The annotation marks the transcript as partial.